GUGGGAGCUCAGCAAAGCAAACAACGUGGGAAGGAGGGCACCGGGUCCCAGCACUGGUGUAUUGGCCCGGCCACAUCCCUGCCAAGCGGACAAGCCGUGCCCUGCUCAGCACUCUGGACAUCUUCCCUACGCUGGUGGCUCUGGCUGGGGCGGCGCUUCCCCCGAACAGGCGCUUUGAUGGCUUGGAUGUGUCUCCGGUGCUCUUUGGGUGGUCGGAUGUGGGGCAUAAGGUUCUGCUCCAUCCCAACAGUGGGGCAGCUGGGAAGGAUGGUGGGAUAGAGGCGCUGCGGCUGGCUCAGUACAAGGCCUUUUACACCACAGGAGGAGCAAUGGCUUGUGAUGGGAGCACCGGGCCGGCCGAGCAUCACCCCCUCAUUUUCAAUCUGGAUCACGAUAUCCAAGAGCAGGAGCCUCUGGACAUGGCAUCCAGAGAGUACGAGGAGGUGCUGCCUGCAAUCAGCAGGGCUUAUGCCCAGGCCCUGGAGGACAUUGCAACAGACAACACCUCGGUUGCAGAUUACUCCAAGGACCCGGCCGUGACGCCCUGCUGUGACCCACAGCACGUGGCCUGUCGGUGCCACGCAUGGAUCACGAUAUCCAAGAGCAGGAGCCUCUGGACAUGGCAUCCAGAGACACGUGGCCUGUCGGUGCCACGCACCCGGAGCUCACGGAGCCGCGAGGGACCAUCGCAUGGAGAGGAGACCAACGCGACUCCUGUGUCUCUAAGUGAAUGGCUGCCCCGGCUGCUCCGCUCCUGA
Nestor notabilis (Kea) is the source of this 758-nucleotide messenger RNA. RefSeq names its product arylsulfatase G-like. Lineage: Eukaryota; Metazoa; Chordata; Aves; Psittaciformes; Psittacidae. The record is from RefSeq and is a predicted model, not a curated record. Gene Ontology annotation, molecular function: arylsulfatase activity.